Molecule: messenger RNA, 1244 nt
Organism: Parus major (Great Tit)
Lineage: Eukaryota; Metazoa; Chordata; Aves; Passeriformes; Paridae
Gene: SFXN5
Product: sideroflexin 5
Exons: 12
Coding region: 1-984 (327 amino acids)
Biological process (GO): mitochondrial transmembrane transport; monoatomic ion transport; citrate transport
Cellular component (GO): mitochondrial inner membrane
Molecular function (GO): citrate transmembrane transporter activity; monoatomic ion transmembrane transporter activity
Source: RefSeq, a predicted model, not a curated record
AUGGCAGCCACCAAGGUGACAACAGCGGCGACAGAGCUGGCGGCAGCGCGCGAGCACGGGCUGGCCGUGACCCGAGACUUCCACAGCAACCCGCGGCUGACCCCCGCUGUCACCAAGCGCGUCCUUCGCGACCUUCGCUGCCGGGGCCGGCCACUGUGGGGAGCUCAAAAAAUCAAACAGGCCAUCAUCCACCCCGACACAAACGAGACCAUCUUCAUGCCUUUCCGAAUGUCAGGUACGGCACAUCCCCCCCUUUCACCUGGAAUUUCUAUAAAAUCCUGGGGAGGGUGCUUCAAUAAUGAAUCUCCUCUCUUGCAGGUUGUUGGUCUUCUCCUGCCCAACCAGACCCUGGCCUCCACUGUGUUUUGGCAGUGGUUGAACCAGAGCCACAACGCGUGUGUGAACUAUGCAAACCGCAACGCGAGCAAGCCUUCUCCGACAUCCAAGUUCAUCCAGGGCUACUUGGGAGCUGUCAUAAGUGCUGUCUCAAUAGCAGUGGGCCUUAAUGUUCUGAUCCAGAGAGCAAACAAGUUUACCCCGGCCACUCGGCUCCUGAUCCAGAGGUUCGUGCCAUUCCCUGCUGUCGCCAGUGCCAACAUCUGCAACGUGGUCCUGAUGAGGCACACGGAGCUGGAGGAAGGGAUUGAUGUGCUGGACGACAAUGGGAACAUCGUGGGCUCCUCCAGAGUUGCUGCCAAACAUGCUCUGCUGGAAACGGCCCUGACCAGAGUGGUCCUGCCCAUGCCUAUACUGGUUCUACCUCCCAUCAUCAUGUCCGUGCUGGAGAAAACUUCGCUCCUGAGGUCCCGUCCCCGGAUGAUUCUCCCGGUCCAAAGCCUCGUGUGCCUCGCUGCCUUUGGCCUGGCCCUGCCCCUGGCCAUCAGCCUCUUCCCGCAGAUGUCCGAGAUCGAGACGUCUCGGCUGGAGCCCGAGAUCGCCAUGGCCACCAGCAGUAAGACUGUGGUCUACAACAAAGGCUUGUGAGCGGAACAGGAGCAUCCCAGCCCAGAAGGUCUGGGGAGGGAAGAGGGGAAACUCCAGACCCCGCCUGGGAGAAAGCAAGCGACAACACCAGGAUGAGAUAACAGAGCUCAGCGAGAGGAGCUGCUCCCGGCAGCCCGGGAGUGAAUUAACACCCGCAGAGAACUGACACCUCACACCACUCACUAAGAUGCAUAUUCAAAGUUCUAACCUAGCAACAGGAGCAGCAACUACAACAAAUAAAAUCACGUUGAAACACUUUA